UGACCUUACUGUGAACGCGUUGGUUUUCGAAUUCGGUUAGUUCAUCACAAUGACAAGCCUUCUUAUUGCCAUGGUGUUAUCGAUGGGCAUUUUCAUCGUCACGCUGGUGUUUAGUUUUCUGGCAGCACGAGGACAAUAUCCCUUUUUGGAGACCACUGGCAACAUUUCAGACGCAUUUGCCACCCACAUAACACCAUCUGGAUGGACCUUCAUCAUUUGGACCUUUAUUUAUAUCUUUCUUGCUCUUGUGAUGGUCUAUGCCUUUGCAGGCCUCUGCCGAAGAAAUGCACUCGGCCUGAUGUACUGCUGCCCUCCGGUUCUUUCACAUGGCUUCUACCUAACUUGGUGCUUAAAUUUUGGCUUCAAUAUCGGAUGGUUGUUUGUGUGGGACAGAAGGCUGGUGUCUGUCGCUCUGGCCUUCCUCAUUGUGGUGACUGUGACCAACUUUGCCAUGAUAUUCUUCUCAUGCUGUGGCCUUCACAUUUACGGCGCCUGGCUCCAUAAAUUCCAUAGGGUUGACCUUUGGCUCGUGCGCGUGUUGGUUCAAAACGGUAUAGCCAUGUACGCAACGUGGACCACCAUUGCGAGCCUCCUCAACCUGGCCAUUGUGCUCAACACGUAUGCAAGCCUGUCCCAAACAUCUGCCGCCACAAUCUCACUUGCCAUUUUGGUCGUGGUGGUGUUUGUAUGGUUUGUCCUAGAAAAUUUCUUUUUGGAUAAACAUGUGCGCUACAUCCUGGUCAUCUACCCCGUCGUCAUCUGGGCGCUGAUUGGAUCCUACACCAAAAACUAUGAUGCAGAAUCGCCCAGUCAAACCGGAAUAUUUGCUGUGGUUGUGCUGGCAGCGGCCUGUGUUCUGUUUGCCACCCGUAUCAUUCUGGUUGUGUGGCGUCACAUCAAGAGUCCGAUCUACAAGCAAAAUAGUGUAGACCUCAGAUUGCCGGUGGACAUAAUCAACAGUCAAAGAAAUAUAUUGUUCAAGUGAGGGUGCUCACUGCACUGCUUUUGUGUGACACUUUGUGUGAGUUAUGCUUGGGAAAUGUGGUUUUUGCAAUUUUGGAAAAUGUUUUGAUGUCAGUGAUUUUUUUUUUGUAUUACCAUAUAUAAUGAAUGCACUUUUUCUUAUACUAUGUGUAUGCAUUGCAUACAUGUCAACUUUUCGGAGCGCCAACCUGUAUAAACUACCAAAAAACUACUUAUCACAUACCAAAGCAUUUUAUAUGUCAAAAUAACGGCCGAAAAAAAAAAACCCACGAAAUGUUCAAUUAUAUUUAUUGUAGAUCUCCAUAAUACAAUGUCUCGUUAAUGUCCAAUCAUCAUUCUACUUAGUGGCAUUACUGUGUUCAGAGUUGUAUUCCUGCGUUACUUUUUUCACCAACUCCUAAUCAUUUGGAGUUGGUGAAAAAAAACCCGGAAAUUUUCAGAAUCCGUAUGAUUUGUGCGAUACGACCAUAUACGUAAUUGUGACAACUUGUGACAACAUUCAUAAUAUCUGCAGGGUGGGCCCAAAGUAUGUAUACCAGUGGCGGGCCGUGCAUUUCAACCAUAGGCCUUCAGUGACGUCACAUACAUUAACACAAUAUAGGCUCGUCAGGCAGCACUUAAUUUCAGGAGCAUUUAAAACCAUCAAGUAUGCAUUAACAAUUAAGAGCAGGAAACUAAAUUUACAGAUAUUGUCAAAAAUAAAAAGAUUUAAGAAAUACUCAAUAAAAUGACACCCAAAUUACGCUGUGUGAUCAUAAACAUGUCUGUCCAAUAUAUUUGCAAUGUUGAAGUUUCAUAUAAGACACCAACCACACAAUAACAAAACAAACUAUUCUUUGAAAAUAAAAUACUCAAUCAUUUGCAUUUUGAGAAUCAGCUAUACAACAUUAAAUAAUUUAAAAUGUUGAGCAGCUGAGAUUGAACUAAUUUUAGUGCACGAAGCUGACUAUAAUGCGCCAUUAUAAAUUGCAGGUGAGCUGAUUUAUUUCAUACAUUUUUGUAUCUUUGUAAUUUUAUUUCGUUUCCAUUUAUACAAACAAAAUAAAAUAAGAAGAAAUGUAAAAUAAAAUUCAUUUACUCACCAAUGUAGUGCCUGUUCACUGAGCUGCAGAUCUACGCGAGUGUCCCCAAACGUUUUUAAACGCACCGUAGCUCGUAAGUGCCCAGCCGUGCUCUGAUGUUUCCUUGCUGCCUUGGUAAAAUAACUUAAAUUGGUCCAUCCAGUGGAAGGUCCGUCUUGAAAAUUGUGUGGAAAGUAGUUCUGCAACCAGAUCAACGUCUUCUCCUUCGGGCAUUUUGGGUCAAAAUGCAACAACAGCUCUCUAGCAAGCGCUCAUCCAAUCACCGAAAUACGCACGUCCAGUGUCGAAGUAAGCCCUUCUAGCUGGCCCUGCUACGCAGACUCGUGAUCUGAUUGGCUCUUGCAAGCUGACUGUGCCGGUUCACUUACAGGGCACAGGGGCCUGCUCCGUUUAAUCUGAAGGCCCCGAGCAAGUUUAAUUUACCUGGCAACACAAGCUAGCUGAAAUAUGAUUGGUUAAAACCUCUACCAUAAUAAAUAAGUUAUUAAUCGAGUGGCUUUCAAUGUUAUUUUAAAUAACAUUCAAUGUUUCAAUGUUAUUUUAAAUAACAUUGAAAGCCACUCGACUAAGUGGAAAUAAUAUGACGUAAAGAAUACAGAGAAUAAUUUUGUUUACAUAUUUAUGAAAAUAAAAUAACAUCAAUUAAAUUUAUGUUAUUCUCAGUAAUUUAAUUUAAUAAAUUUACUUUUCUGAGCAUGUUUAGGCCAGCAGAGAAGGCCUUGCUGGCCCUGACGGAACGCCACUGAUGUAUACAUAUUUUAAAUUCACUUUUUUUUUGCACAUAGGCUACCAUGAAUAAUGA
Molecule: messenger RNA, 2868 nt
Organism: Hippocampus zosterae (dwarf seahorse)
Lineage: Eukaryota; Metazoa; Chordata; Actinopteri; Syngnathiformes; Syngnathidae
Exons: 7
Coding region: 50-985 (311 amino acids)
Source: RefSeq, a predicted model, not a curated record